Molecule: messenger RNA, 3336 nt
Organism: Dichotomopilus funicola
Lineage: Eukaryota; Fungi; Ascomycota; Sordariomycetes; Sordariales; Chaetomiaceae
Exons: 2
Biological process (GO): COPII-coated vesicle cargo loading; endoplasmic reticulum organization; endoplasmic reticulum to Golgi vesicle-mediated transport
Cellular component (GO): COPII vesicle coat; endoplasmic reticulum exit site
Molecular function (GO): structural molecule activity; protein binding
Source: RefSeq, a predicted model, not a curated record
AUGGUCCGGUUGAGAGAGAUCCCGAGGACCGCGGCGUUUGCGUGGUCCUCGGGCCCGAACCCGAUCCUAGUGACGGGCACCCGGUCGGGCGCUGUGGAUGCCGACUUCUCAGACGAGACAAAGCUAGAGCUAUGGGACCUCAACCUCGACAGCCCAGAGCAGGGCUUUGAGCUGCAGCCGGUGGUGAGCAUCAGCACUGAGUCUAGAUUCUACGACAUAGCAUGGGGCGCCCCGAGCGACGACCACCCGCGGGGUGUGGUAGCGGGCGCGAUGGAGGAUGGCUCGCUGCAGCUAUGGGACGCAGCGAAGCUGCUGGCGGGUGAAGAGGCGCUCAUGUCGCGGGACACGAAGCACACGGGGCCAAUCAAGGCGCUGCAAUUCAACCCGCUGCGGCCGCAAGUGCUAGCGACGGCCGGGUCGCGGGGCGAGCUGUACGUGUGGGACAUCCACGACACGUCGACGGCGUUCCGGCUGGGCACGGCGGCGGCGCAUGAUAUUGACUGCGUGGCGUGGAACCGUAAGGUGUCCAACAUCCUGGCGACGGGCAGCGCGGGCGGGUUCGUGACGGUGUGGGAUCUCAAGACCAAGAAGGCGUCGUUGACGCUCAACAACAACCGCAAGCCGGUCAGCGCGAUCGCGUGGGACCCGACCAACUCGACCAAGCUGCUGACGGCCACGUCGGAUGAUAAUACCCCGGUGGUGCUGCUGUGGAAUCUGCGCAACUCGCAGGCGCCCGAGAAGACGCUGCAGGGCCACGACCAGGGGGUGUUGUCUCUGUCGUGGUGCCAGCAGGACCCGGGCUUGCUGAUCUCGUGCGGUAAAGACAACAGGACGCUGGUGUGGAACCCGCAGACGGGCGAGCGGUACGGCGAGUUCCCCGAGGCCACCAACUGGACGUUCCUGACGCGCUUCGACCCGGGCAACCCGAACUUGAUCGCGACGGCCUCGUUCGACGGCAAGAUCACGAUCCAGACGCUGCAGAACACGAACCCGUCUGCGACCGCGCCCGCUGCGCAGACCACCGUGGCCGACGACGACGACUUCUUCUCCAAGGCACCGGCGCAGAUCCAGGGCCCUUCGUUCUCGCUAGCCCGGGCGCCGGUCUGGUUCGAGCGGCCCGUGGGUGUGUCGUUUGGCUAUGGAGGCAAGCUCAUCACGUUCAAGAAGAACGACACGCCCGCCGGGCAGCCGCGGUCGUCCAAGAUUCAAAUAUCGGCCUUCUCUGUGGACUCGGACAUCGGCUCGGCGACGGAGAAGUUUGAGCAGGCGUACCGCAGCGGGGACAUCGCGGCGAUCUGCGACUCCCACAUUGAGGAGGCCAAGUCGGAGGAGGAGAAGGCCGACUGGCAGGUGCUCAAGACGUUGAACGAGUCGGAUGGGCGCACUAAGAUCAUUGAGUAUCUCGACCUUGCCAAGGACGAUGAGACGGCCGAGGCUGAGGAGACAGAGGCUGCUGAGUCCGAAGCUAAAGAAGAGACUAAGCAAGAAGAGGAAGCCAAGCCGACGGGGCUGGCACCGCCUGGGGCCGAUGGGAAGAAGAAGCACAAGCGUGUUACUAGCAUGUGGGGCGACAUCAACGACGGCGACGACUUCCUGUCGGACCUGACGCCGGCCAAGGGGGCUAAGACGGACAACCCGUUCCAGCUGCUCAGCGGGGCCAACGCGGCCGAGGACCAGAUCACCCGGGCUAUCAUACUGGGGAACUUUGAAAAGGCCGUCAACAUCUGCCUCAAGGAGGACCGCGUCGCGGAUGCCUUCAUCCUAGCUAACUGCGGCGGGAAGGAUCUCGUGGACAAGGUGCAGACGUCGUACCUCGCAAAGCAGAAGGGCAGCCAGAGCUACCUGCGCCUGAUCAACUCAGUCAUCGGCAAGAACCUGUGGGAUGUGGUGUACAACGCGGACCUCGACGACUGGAAGGAGACCAUGGUGGCGCUGUGCACGUUUGCGGACCCGUCCGAGUUCCCGGACCUGUGCGACGCGCUGGGCGACCGCAUCUACGAGUCUGGGCCGCGCAAGGACGCGUCGUUCUGCUACCUCGUCGGCUCCAAGCUCGAGAAGGUUGUAGACAUCUGGCUCGCGGAGCUGCAGGAGGCCGAGCAGGCCGGGCUCCAAGCCGCCGGUAACGACUCGACCUUCUCGAUCCACGCCCGAUCGUUGCAGCACUUUAUCGAGAAGGUCACUGUCUUCCGUCACGUCACUAAGUUUGACGACACCGAGAGGCAGCUGACCGAGGGCUGGAAGCUGGCCUCUCUGUACGACAAGUACACGCAGUAUGCCGAUAUUGCGGCCGGCCACGGCCAACUGGGUGUCGCGCAGCGGUACCUGGACCUGCUUCCGACCAACUUCCCGGCUGCCGAAGUGGCCCGGAACCGCGUUCGGCUUGCCACGCAGAAGGGUCAGCAGGGCACCCAGCAACAGCAGCAACAGCAGCAGCGCCAGACGGGACCCAUUUCCCGCGCGGCUUCGCGUGGCCCGGCGCCCAUCGGCUACCAGCCCCCUGUGACCGCCACGCCCGCUGUGCCCAGCAAUGUACACAACCCCUAUGGACCCCCUGCGCCUGUCGUUGGGUCGGCGGCUGCGGCGGCCAACCCGUACGCGCCCCCGGCUCCCUCGUUCACGGGCGCAGGAGCAUCGCCUUAUGCGCCGAAUGCCGGGUAUGCGCCUUCGCCCCCUGCUGUUGGAGGGUAUGGACCCCCCCAGCCGUCCUUCACGCAGCCCGGUGCUCCAGUUCCCCCUCCGCCGAGGAACACCGGCCCUCCGCCCAAGAUCAACAAGGACGUGGGCAGCUGGAACGACGUGCCCAUGGUCACCAAGCCGCCCGUGCGCAAGACUACGCCCAGCGUGGCCCCCAUCACAUCGCCCUUCCCCGGCCAGCCGGGCAUCUCCAGCCCGCCCCCGCCUCCUUCGGCCGGGUCGUUCCACCGCAGCGUGGCCACACCUCCGCCGCCCCCUCCCAAGGGCUCGGCCCCGCCUCGCAACGUGUCGUCACCUCCCGUCGGGCCUCCUCCCACGGGCGGCUACCCCGUGCGCCCAGCCUCGGUAACCUCCAACGCCUCGAACCCGUAUGCCCCUCCCGCGCACGCCACGGCAUCCGGUGUUCCGAGCGCCAUGGCUCCCCCGCCCCCCCAUGCAGGACGCACUGCCUCUCCGUACAACGCACCCCCCUCAGCUGCUCCGCCGUCGAACCGCUACGCGCCGGCUCCAUCGGCGCAGGGUCCUACAUCCAACCCGCUAGCGCCUCCUCCCCCGGCUAACCCCUACGCGCCCCCGCCUCCGGCUGCCGGUUCUGCUGCUGCUGCCGGUCACGGCAUCGCACCCCCCGCUUCCCGCCCGCCC